AUUCGGACCUGCUAUGGUUUUCAAUUGUUGUGUCAAAUAAAGAAAUUAUCUACAAUUAAAUCCAUGAUAAAAUGUCUGUUUCGUCUGUAAGUGCAGUUUUGCAGACUUGCUUUAUCUGUGCUCCGUCGGAUAACGAAGACCAAUGACGAAGGGGCUAGGCAAAAGGGAUUUAUGUCUACGUAGUUCUUUUAACUAAGUCAGGAGUCGGUGAAUGAUUAAAAGGACCAUGACUUUUCAAUAAUUCUGAGAUUUAAAAGUGUCCGACCAAGACGAAAAUCUAAACGUUCGUAACGAGCUACGGACAUGUUUGACCGAACUGGAAAUGUGGCAGACAUUUUGUCUGACGAGUCUCCAAAAAUUACUUUGAGGACUGCCAUUGCAUGCUACAAAAUGGAUUUUUAGGUUGAUUUUCAAAACUCAAUACUUAUUUUUCAGACCUGCGAUUAAUCACACCUGAAACGAUUAAGGCGUGUGCCAAGGCGUGCGCGUGUAAUCUCACGCCUCUCCUGAAAAAGACCAACAUUAGCCUGCCAAAAAGAGUUUAUUCAAACUUAAUAUGAUUUCUUAUACGCUGUUAAAUGAUUACAGUAAUGUUAUUUUUCUUUUAUGGAUUAAAUAAGAAAACCUUUUCUUACCCACUUUUUACUAAUUUGGGCACUUAGUUUGGGCACCCAAACCAGGAUACUGACGUCUAAAACCCUCUGGAUACGCCACUGCAUCAUCUUACCUUUGCGUUUUCUUUGUCAUACUUUUUAGAUAAUAAAAAAAUGGAUGAUGAAUACAUUCAUCCUACAUCCACUUUGCAGCAAACACCACUUUUGACAACAUUUCAACCAGUUGCACCUGCAUCUGUUGCAGUAUCACAAAUAACGCCAUCCAAUUAUUUGACUAAAUCGCUUGCCUCAACUACGGGCUUGGGUUUUGCUUCACAGGCUGCAGGUGUUAUUCAGCCAGAUGUUUUACCAGCAGUGAUGCCAAAAAAUCUGGUUCCAAGCAAGCCUAUUGCAGUACAACCUGUUCUUUAUCCUGGUGUGGAGCGGUCAUUGAAUCGAACAGUAUCAAGUCAAGGCUUACACAAAGGGGUCAUUUAUGCCUUCUCACAAUAUUCACCAUUUGUAAGUAUCCCUGCACCCGCCACUGCAAAUUUAUCCCAUGUUGUUGGUGAAAAUGACAACAGCAAUCUUGGCCCUGAAGAUGUUGCAGAAGUGCGACAGAUGACAAGUGCCGCAGCAGCAGCAUCACUACAUGAGCAUACACCUCGUUUAAAUUGCGGCAAGUGCCAGAAUGGUGGUGAACUGCGCCUAUCUGAAUUAUCUGAGAAGCUUAAUUCUAUUCAUGUACCUGAUGGUUUUUGUCUUGUUGGUGCAAAAUCACCUAUGUUGCCAGGAAUAACGUUAGUGACAGUUGUCGACCGGAGGUACUUACCAGGAGAUCCCAACACUAUAACGAUGUUAGGAUUUAGUGGAAACUGUAUUGGUUGUGGUGCUACUGGUUUCAGAUAUUUCACUGAAUACUCUACCCACAUCAACUUAAAACUUGCAACCCAACCCAAGAAACAAAAACACUUGAAAUAUUAUAUUGCCAAGAAUCAAGAUGGAAAAUUUGGCAGGGGUCCUCUUAUACCUUGGAAAGGAACAGAAACUAGAAAACGAAGUGUUCCGGCGCAUAAUCUUCACCUACUUGGCCGAACACCUGCAGUUGUACCAUCUAUUACUAUUGCUUCACAAGAACUUUACCAACCUCCUAUUAUUGUUUCAACUGAUAUUACAUCUGAUCGCGAACCUGUACUCAAAAAAGUUAAAUUGAUGUUGGACGAAGAACAGAAAAUCACUGAUGCAAACACCUCAGUUAAAAUGAGCAUAGGAUCUGAUCCACAAGAUGUUGAAACUGAAGAGAAUGAUGAUGAUCACACAACAGAGGCUGAUGCCGAUUUAGCAUUCAAGUUACCAGUCUCCUCAAUUUGUGGUGUUCGGCCAGUACUCUUACUGUGUCAGCACAACCCAUGUAAACUUCCAACCUCUGUAAAUGACAUCAUUAUUAGUGACUUGCUUGUGGACUGUUUUGAGUGGCCAGAUACAUUUAUGCAUGGUACAGCUAACACAUCCAAUGUAGAGUCCUGCAAUGCUAAUGCAGUCACCACUCAAAACCACAGUAAUGUUGAACAAAGUGCAGCCAACAUGUUGGUUAAUAUGGGAUGGAAUUCAUCUGCAGAUCCACCUGAUCAGUCUAUUAGUGUUAAGGACAGUGAUUUAGUGGUGCAAAUAAAGAAAGAAGCAAACGUGCAAAAUAGAGAUCAUUCUGGCUCAUCCUUAACUUUGCAAGCUGCCAUCAUACUUACAACUCAACAUUUGUGCAGCCUCGAUGAUACCAGUAUUAGUAAGGAGCAUAUUGAAUUAAUGCUAAGCAAAGCUAAGAUAGAAAUUCAUGGUUCUAUGAACCAAGGGCAUUCUAUCGGAAAAUACUUAAUUCAAAAUCCCUUGCAACUUUCUCUUAUGGUUAAUCUGCAAUGUAGUGCAUCAAAUGGUAGAGUGAAGGCCAUCACUUCUACUAACUCUUUCCAAAAUGGAUUUUAUAAAGCAUUACGAUGGAUUCAUGAUACAUUCUACAUGUCAGCAGUUUCCAACAAAAAACUGUUGAUUCCAAAUUUUGUUAUUAUUUUAUCUACCCCACCGAAUGGACCAACAGAAUUUGGGGUGUUGGUUACAGGAAUAAGUCAUGCAAAAAUUAUUGCAGAAUGUCUUGGUAUCAAUCACAUCAUGCAAUCUAUAAAUAACAGGCCACAAAAUGCCAGACUUCAGUUUGAAACUGAUUUAAUGAGAUUAAAAAAGCAAUUUCACCAAACAUCCGAAGCUUUGAACUUGUUAAUAACAAUGUUUGAAGAUGCCCGUGAGAAUAUGGUGUAUGUUCCUUUUAAUGCAUAUGCUGGAAUGAGAAUCAGACAUUCUCAAGCACAAGAAUACAAGCCAACGGUAGCUCCUAUCUCUGCGGUACCACCUCAUACCAAAGGAAUCUUUGCAAACCAGUACGCCAUGGCCAAUCAGCUUCUUUCACAAGUGCGCAACAUUGCUGAAAAUCCAGAAAUCCUUGAUUUGACAUCGUACUUAAAAGUGGAAAUUCUCAUUGUUGUACCUCCAACAAUAUCGCUGUAUUAUUUGACAGUAAAACGUCUUUGUGAAUCUGGAGUACUUAACUAUUUGGGUUUGGAGACGGAGGAUGUCAGUAGUAAUUUCAAAGUCGGGGGAAAAUAUGUAAUUACAUACAGCGAUUGGCCAGAAUCAGUUAGCCGUUGGAAGAGUUUUGUGCACAAUUGUCAAUCUUCUCAUGAUACCUUGUUUUUGUUAAUCUUUGAUCAAGCUCAGCGCUACAGUUUACCACAAGGUAUGCCAGAUGUUUUGCCCAAUUUAAAAGAGGUAUUUGAAUCACCCAAUGUGCUUCCGGUUUUUGUAACAGCUGUUCCUUAUAUGUUCCAAACAAGAAAAUCCUUCAUUGAUCCUGAUAAUGAAGUUUAUUGGACAGAUGCCAGAAGAACAUCAGCUGUUAUGAAAAACAUGGACGAAAAAUGCAUUAUGAUCAAUGAUCAAGACAUGAUCUAUUUUGGCACAAAAGAAUUCUGUGAGUCUACCCGUUGGAAUCAGCAGUAUGCGUUAAUACGCCAUGAAGAAACCUUUGAUAUAGCUGUACCUAAAGCUAACAGGCUAAAUGACAUCAGUUACAGUGUUGUUCAAGGCUUUGUUCUCCUGCGCUUAUACCAGGCGUCACUAAUGGUUGCAGGUGGUAUCAAGCCUGCAGAGCCAUACGCAGUGAUGUCUAUUAUUCGCAUGGUAAACGAUGUUGUUGAGUCACCUUUACGAAAUCCGGACGGCAGUGGAUACAUGUUAAUGAUUCGUAUUCCAAGCAAGUAUAUGGGGAAAUAUUUUCACGAGGUCUUGCUGAAAACCAGAAACAGUUUGGGAUUUGAAUAUCGUUUUGAUGUAAUAUACGACGAUGGAGAUCAGGAACUUCAGAUUGGUGACUUCUUUUUGGAUCGAAUGAGAAUGUGGAGGCGAAAAAGAGGCUGGAAGGAAGAAAGUGCUAGCAAGUGGAAACCUCAGUGCUUAGAAGAUUUGUUGGAUUUACCCUGCAUACUUAUUCUGUCGGGUGAAGACAGAGCAGGAGAAACUUUUCCAAGGUCGUUAAAAUAUGCAGACUUUAACGUAUUUAACCACAGCAGUUUUCAUCGUUCCACCAUUGAAUCUGAGAUUGGUUCUGUCGCUUGCUACUUGAGCGUCAAUGCAGGUACACAUUUGGCUAUAUCAGGCAAGCCGGUGGUGAUGAAUAAUUUACGAACAGGUGUAGGAACAACUUAUUUAUCACAGAGGAGAAUGCAUCUAUUAAAAGAUCAAUCAUUGGAAAAAGUCGAAAAAGCCGACCCAAGCAAAACUGAUCCAGAUGGUUGGCAUUCAAAAGAAAAUUCUGAGAAAUGCGAAGCUUGUUUAAGCAAAGAUCAUGUGAAGCAUCAUGCAGACACCAGCACUCACUUUUCAUCCAAGUACCCUCUGCCUAUCCUUCUCGUGUCGAAACCUUUAUGGCAGUUGUUACAAUCCGAAAGUGGAACCACCCCUACGUUGGUGCACUUAAAUUCUGAUCCGAACACACGAUGGGUUCGAAGCGACAGACCGAUUUUAACUACGUCUAAGCCAGAUCGCAUGUCCAGACACUACCGUCGAUGGACGGACGCACGACCUGUACGGCGAGUAUUGACCACCCCAGGGCCGACUUCUUCUCCACCAUCACCUAGUGAAGAAAAAAGUGAUGAAGAUCUCAGAAGAUUGUUUACUGUGGGUCGGGGGUAUCACGGAAGUGACAAAAAUUUGUCUGCAAAAGGUUCUGAAGAGCAGAUUGAUCACGAAGAUAAAGAUAACGAAGAUUCAGACAAAGAUAAAUACCACCCAAGGUGUUUGCUUCUCUCAGGACCACCGCAGGCCGGGAAGACUGGUGCAUACUUGCACUUCGCUCAACUUCUACAUCGCAUGCUGGUUCGAUUAAAACGAGUGGAUGUGUAUGAUAACCGAAUCUCCUACACAGCUAAUCAGCAAACACGCGAAUUAUCUGUCCUUGAAAUAUUACGUUCAACGAAAUUCGUUCCCGGUUUUUUAGACACCAAAUACGAUGUUUUUAGUUUACCUCAUGUUUGUACUAUUGAAGAUGAAAUGGAAGAACAAGUUUUAUCUCGAGCAAAAGAUGAGGGCAGCGUUGAUGCUCUUGUGAUUUUAGCUAAAACCGCUGCAUACGACACGUUCCAUCACUGCGACAUGUGUCGCUUUUAUCGUGAAGGAAUUGCAAAUAAUGCUUCGCAAGUGUCAACCUAUCAAUUGGAUAAUGUGGGAAGUGAUCACAGGUCUGUCAAUCUUCUUGUGGUCAUACCUCCUAUCCACACUAAGCAUUUCAUCUUCGAGGAAGGCAGUACGAACAUAACCAAUGUGGUUUUUUCCCAAUAUAACGAGCCCUUUAUUCCAACUGAAGAUUCAACUGUGCUUACUGGGUGUUGUGUUAAAACACCCAUAUUGAUGCUAAGUUCAUCAGGAGACGAGGAAGGUUUGCUCAAUCUGUUUCAUACCAUGGAAGAAACCGACCAUCUUCACAUAACGUUUAUACGCUCAGCUGAAAUGCAACAAUAUAAAAAGAAUUGGCCUAAUCAUGUCUUCUUUGUGCUGCCGGACGAUUUCGAUGAAAGCAGCGAUGCAGCUGUCAAAAAUAUCAUGCAGAGCUUCGCCACGCAAAAUUACAAGAAUGAAGUAAAACGAUUAAAAAAUGAAGGUAGCAGUGAUGCAGUAUGGCCGUUCGUUCUCAUGAUGAAUGAUAAUUUGGUUAUGUGGCAAAAGCUUGGAAAACAAGUAGCACCAGACAGUAGUAGCGACUCUGAAGAAGAAGAGGAAGUCGAAGAAAAGAAAGGGCGUCGAAAUUCCGACUCUGUAAUGUCACCACUGCGAGACACCUCAUCUUUGCUUGAACUACUUUUAUCGCUUGAAUCCAACAAGAGUAUAUCUGAAGUCGGUUUGAUUGGCGUGCGUCCAUGGAGUUCUGGUCAAGAAGAAUCUAACCUGCCAUCUUUUUUGCGUACGUUCGUCCACUCGUGUGUGUUUCUCAAUGUGAAGGUAACAGGGAAUAUUUCGCUCUCAACUCACGUGUAUUCCGGAGAGGAGAUAGAUUUCCAGUUAAAAUUGAUUCGCCACAAUAUCCCUUUUGGACGACUUGAACAGUUCAGUUUUAUGGCAAAAGUAACCACUCGUACGACUUGGAGGGGUGCGGAUAACUUCAACUCAAGCCCUUCGUCUCGAUUGGUCGUGCCGCCAGAUAUGGAGACAAUGAAAGUAAUCAAGGCAAACGCACAUUUAGUUUUGCAAACGUAUCUGUCCAUGUCUGGUGACACUUUGUUUCCCUUGGCUGUCGAUAAUCCAGAUUUACCUGUUCUUGUGAUUGGUGGAUAUUUGGACUUAGGCAAGCACGUGAAUGUUUGUGUAUUGCAUGGAAAGGAUGACAUAGAGAGAGAGCCUUCUCCUUUGAAGUGCAUGCUUAACAAAACGUACGCAGGACUUGUAAUAUAUAACUGCUCGAAAAGUCUUCCUAAGACUUUCCUGCAGCAAUUUACCUUUGUGAAGGAGUCGCAAAUGGUAUUUGUGUGUAGGGAACGGUACGAACUUCGUGAGGAAGCCAUGAGGUUAGAUUUAGAAGAAAGAUGGAGAAUUCGUUUGCGCGAUGAAUAUCAAACUGCUACAACGUCAGAAGACAGUCAGAAAGCAUUUUAUUUCUUAACCGGCUCUUACAUAUGAGUAAGUUUGUCUGUACUCUAAUAUAGUUUAUUUUUUGCAUGUUGGAAAUUUUUAGAACAAUGUGCUUUGCAUGGAGAACUUACUUUAUUCUAGGAAAUUACCGAAGUACAAAAUUAACGCGAAUUUUCCUUAGUAAAGAAAAAAAAAUUAGUAUCAUUCUAAAACGCUUACCCUGCUAAUGUGAUUAAGACAGGCUAGAGAGCAGCUUAUAUUGUAGACAUUGCGAAGAAAAUAAGAGAAACUGGUCAACGAGCCUAUUUUUUUAAAAAAAGAUAAAAUUUUGCUUUCUUGAUUUUCUGUUUCACGUUAUUUUAAUGCUUUUUAGAAGUAAGUCAAGCUAAAUCCCGUUAAUGAAAUUUUUUUUAAGUUAUAGACAUUCGCGUUAAUUUCUUCAUGCUAAUUUUGUGAUCGUUAACUUUAUGAAGCAUGACACAUACCUUAUAGUAUGUAUCAUGAUUCAUAAAGUUGAUGCAAAACAAUUUCAGAAGAAAGUCGCAAGUUAGCCUUCAUUAAAGAACACGUGUGAUAUUUGAGAGGAAAAAAUUGGUUCACAAAAAAAAUUUCUUAUUUUUCUGAUUAAUGCCAGAUACAUUAAUUUUUUCUUCUUCGCUGUGAAAAUGUGUUAAAUUAUCAGUGAAGGUUUUGCGAUUCUUUUUUUAUAUUUUAAAAUGUUAAUUAAAUCGAUUGAAAUAAAUUUGUAGCGAUAGUUAAAUUCAAUAAAUUAAGACCACCGGGGGAUCACGAGGUACCACGCUCACUCUCUUUUAAAAAAAUGGUCGUUCGCUCGUCAUGUAAUUAUUGUUUUAGCGAAAAAAGAAUGGUGGCUCUGAAGUGCACAAAAAUAAUUUUCAGAUACACAAUUUCAAUAAAUACACAAACAUACCAAAGACAUAACUGCGAUUACACACAAAGAUAAUCAAAAGCGCAAAAAUGAUGGAACUUCACUGGUCUGUCCUUGUGGAAAUGGGUGUACAUUAUUGGCGUCGAUACACUAAUAACCUGUGCUCAGGGAGGCAUUAUAUUUUUUAGGGCGCUUUGGUUCAAAUUGAUUUGUGUCGAAAAAAAGAAAACGACUAUUAAAAUCAAUUUGUUAUCGCAAUUGCACAUUGUUUUUUACACAUCAUUUUUCUGCCGUUUCAAGUAACCAAACAAACAUUUACAAAAUCAUUGGGGGUAGGUAGCUUUAGCUGAUCGCAUACGUAGUCAAAAUAUUCAAUGAAAACGACCUCUUCCUCACUAUGUGUGUCGUGAUAUUCAGCGAUAUUAUCUCUCAUCAUAGCAAUAUCUACAUCACUGAUUAUAAUUCCAUCUCCGCUAAAUUCAUGAGUGGAAAAUUGAUUAAAGAUGUUCCGGUCCACCACACACUUCAGCUGACUUAAAUUUUCGAAUGUAGUGCUAUUUCACUGUUUCUUACUCGAAACUAUUUCAGACUGAAUCUAGGGUCCAAAAACAGACUUUCAUUUACCAUAUCUUUAAGAAAUCGAUCAUGAAUCCGCUUUUUAAAUGCCAAAAGUCGGACCAUAAAGUUACGUUGGUGUACUGAAUGUUUUAAAAGUAGUUACCAUUUGUUAACCAAUUUGAAGUCGAUCAUGACUGUGUUUGCUGGGUGUUUGUUAUACCUCUUCAAUUUCUUAAAAACUACUUCUUUGUUUCUUUGCACUUUUGCGCAGCAUUGAGCUUCGAGCCUUUCCACUUUCUUAAAGAUAAUCCGAGUUUUCACUUUACCUAAACUCUGCGCUGGCUUAUUCAAAACAACUUUCUCACCACAGAAAGUACAACAGUUCUGUUCAGGAGAGAGCACGAUUCCGCACUUGCAACAAAACACUAUUUUACAUUAUAUCCCAUGAAAUCCGGUCGCUGAUUUUAUGUCAGUCAAAUAUUGUCGGUAGACGAAACGACAUUUUUGCUUACUUUAGAUUUUGCGUUUUUUGAUUACUUUUGCAUAUAUUUUUUUAAAAUUUGCGCAUCCUAGAAAUUUGUGUAUCCAAAUAUUUUUGUACACUUCUCAGCCACAAUAUUUUUUUCAGAAUUCUUCUUGUUAUAAAAAUUGCGUUGUAUAAACUUCAAUAUUAUUAGCUUGUAAAUAGCUUUUUUUUAUUUUGUACAUUUUUAUUUCAUUAAGGAUGAAGUAAACACGUCUUAAUUUUAGAAA
Messenger RNA from Hydractinia symbiolongicarpus, 8961 nucleotides. Its product is annotated as GREB1-like protein. The transcript is spliced from 22 exons. Gene Ontology annotation, biological process: multicellular organism development. The record is from RefSeq and is a predicted model, not a curated record. Lineage: Eukaryota; Metazoa; Cnidaria; Hydrozoa; Anthoathecata; Hydractiniidae. The coding region runs from base 768 to 6809 and encodes 2013 amino acids.